Molecule: messenger RNA, 1456 nt
Organism: Achroia grisella
Lineage: Eukaryota; Metazoa; Arthropoda; Insecta; Lepidoptera; Pyralidae
Exons: 13
Coding region: 189-1382 (397 amino acids)
Biological process (GO): cytoskeleton organization
Molecular function (GO): protein binding
Source: RefSeq, a predicted model, not a curated record
AGUCUGCUUUCAUUUCAACUUCAACAACUUGUGUCAGUUUCUGCUGGUGCUCUCUUUGUUUUUGACGUGUGUCGGUUCCACGAUGGUCAGCCUUCUCGCAGCUCCGAUAUAAAUCUACAGUGUUCAUCUUUAUAAUAUUUACUUCUGUAAAAUUGCAGUGUAGUGUAGUGCAGUGACAAAUAUAUACCAUGGCACGUCUUACUGAGGAGAUGGUGAUCGCUCGAUCGAAACAGUCGGAUUUGUCAUCUAUAAAGAAACUGAACUGCUGGGGUGCGGAACUUGGAGACGUCAGUUUACUCAGACGGAUGCCCAAUGUUGAAGUACUGGCCUUCAGUAUAAACAAGAUCCGCACGCUGUGCGACUUCGCGGCGUGUCGGCGGCUGCGCGAGCUGUACAUCCGCAAGAACGAGAUCCGCGACCUCCGCGAGAUCCGCCACCUGCGCCGCCUGCCAGACCUCACCAGUCUCUGGCUCGACGAGAACCCCUGCACCCACCACCCGCAAUACAGAAUGACCGUACUCAGAAAUCUGCCCAAUCUCGAGAAACUCGACAAUGUGUCCGUCCAAGCAGAGGAGGUGCAGGAGGCGAUGCGGCGCGGCGCUCACAUACCGGACUCAGACGACGAGGGAUAUCCGCAGCAGGAGUCUUACGCGGAGUGUCGCCGCAGUUCGUGUUCCUCCAGUCCGGAACGGGAGCAGCCGAGGGACAGGCACGAACAGGCCAGCGACAGCUCGGAGGGAGGCGCCGGAGACCCCCCCGACCGAGCAGACGUGCCGCAGUGUCCGUUGUCUCCGACGCGGCGCGCGAUGAGUGGCAGCAUGGUGGCCGUCGGGGCUGGCAUAGCUCCCAACGGCGGUGGUGGUCACCCGGCGGACGACGAGCGGUACGAACACCCCGCCAUGACGCGCUCACACUACGACCCGGCCGCGCUGCGGUCGCCGGCGGCCGCUCUGCCGCACUCGCUCUCCGAACACAGCGUCAAGGAAUACUCAUACUCCAACGGCGAGUGUCGCUACAGUGGAGGCAGCAGUGGAGGUGGUCGGGACCGGGACACGUGCAGCGAGCGCGGAGUGCAGUCGCCGCAGAACUACCACGAGCAGUACUACGAGCGGAGCGACAGGUCGGAGCCGUACCAGCAGGUGCCGCGCUGCGAGUGGGAGGGCGUGGGGGGCGGCGGGGGCGCCGGGGGCGGCCGCGAGCCGCGCGAGUUCUCGUCCGCCGUGAUGGCCGACCACCGCGGGUUCACGCGCCGCCCCGUCGCCAGGAACUCGAACCUGCUAUCGGCGGUACUUUGCUUGGUGAAGGAGCUGGACUACCCGAGCCUAGAAGUCGCUGAAAUGGCUGUCAGAUGUCGUAUGGACGAGCUCGCCAAUAGCCAGUGACAUACCGCCGACGGCGACAACGGAGCGCCGCACGCGACAUGUCACGACAUGUAACGCGUCGCACGACACAUGUG